UGAAGAAGUUGAUGCAUCAUGGCAGCCCGAAUUUGGAGCAUAUAUGAUCGAAGUGCCUGGUAUUCCUUACGGAAGUUCUUUAAAAAGUUUGACUCUGGUUGAACAAAAUAUGAAACGUAGAAGAGAAAUUGCAUCCAAAUAUUUAAACCCAAAUGAAAGUUUAGUCACUUUAGUCAGCUUCCCACGUCUUGGUUGCUCAAGUCAAUUCUUAGAGCCUCAUCAUGAGCCAUUUGGGCCAGAGUUAAGAAGUUUAUUUGUGCCGGAUGAAGCCAUGAAUCCACAUGAUAAAUUUCGAGCUUUGAAUGUUGGUAUUGAAGAUCGUCGAGGAUCGAAGGUCGCUUUCAAUGUUCCUAUUUUUCAUGACAAAAAGGGUCAUGAUUUAUUUAUUUACUGUGAUAAAGCUUUACCGGAUCAUAUAUAUAUGGAUUCGUUAGUUUUCGUAUGGAUUUUAUUUGCAAAAGGUGCUGAUGAUCGUACAAAAGAAGAACGGGGUUUAGAA
Molecule: messenger RNA, 499 nt
Organism: Racocetra fulgida
Lineage: Eukaryota; Fungi; Glomeromycota; Glomeromycetes; Diversisporales; Gigasporaceae
Source: the annotation of a GenBank genome assembly